This is a messenger RNA of Populus euphratica (Euphrates poplar), 1148 nucleotides long. RefSeq names its product RNA-binding protein 42-like. NCBI's taxonomy places the organism in Eukaryota, Viridiplantae, Streptophyta, Magnoliopsida, Malpighiales, Salicaceae. The record is from RefSeq and is a predicted model, not a curated record. The coding region runs from base 201 to 932 and encodes 243 amino acids. Gene Ontology annotation, molecular function: mRNA binding. The transcript is spliced from 7 exons.
UUCAUAAGAAAAAAAUUAGCAGUCGUCUAGAUGUUAAAAUUGGAAAGAACAUAUCAUCCUAAUAAAUACAAGUAUACAACAAUAUAUCCCACGAUACCUCCAGAACACUCGACUCUCUUUUCUUCAAAUCCAAUCCAGCCUGCAAUUCUCACCAAUACACACGAACGAGUAGUCAGUCGUUCAAUCAAACCCUAAAACCCAUGUCGAUCCCUCCAUCUUCUUCAACAUCGCAGCAAUUCACUUACGCAGCAUCGACGUCAGCAACAGUAGCAAACGGCGCGUAUUUCCCUACCCCAUUUCACCUCCAGCAAUCGGAAACUUACCCCAAACCCUAUGUCGCUCCACCUCCUACCGUCAUGGCGCCCGUUUAUGCGCCUGCCCCGAUUGGACCCGUUUACUCCCUUCCACAGUACCAACAGGCGCACCAGUUGUUUCAGAGGGAUGCACAAACGAUCACGCCUGAAGCACUUGAGAGUGUGAAAGCAGCCCUUGCAAAUAGUGAGGUUGAACAUAAAGCAGAGAUUAAAAGGAAAGCAAUUCCUCGUAAAGCUGCUGGCCAGACAUGGGAGGAUCCAAUUCUUGCAGAAUGGCCUGAAAAUGACUACCGUGUAUUUUGUGGUGAUCUUGGUAAUGAGGUGAAUGAUGAUGUUCUUUCAAAAGCAUUUUCGAGGUUUCCUUCUUUUAACUUGGCCAGAGUUGUCAGGGAUAAGCGAACUGGAAAGACCAAGGGCUAUGGAUUUGUUAGCUUUGCUAGCCCUACUGACCUUGCUGCUGCACUUAAGGAGAUGAAUGGUAAAUAUGUUGGAAACCGGCCCAUCAAAUUACGGAAGAGCAACUGGAGGGAGAGGACAGAUUACGGAGCUUUAGAAAGACAAAAGAACCAGAGUCAAAGGAAACCGAAGCUUCCAAAGAAGAGUGUAUUGCACAAGUAAGCGUAAGAAAGUUGCAGCCUCUGUGAUGACAUCUAGGUGAGAUGCCCGGAACAGCAUGCCAUGCCACCUUCAGAUGGGUGUUGGUGUUGCUAAUUUGCUUCUUUUAGCCCCUCCUUUGUGCUGGGGAUAAAGCCUAGCAGUCGUAAAAUUAUGUGAUACAUUUAUGCUAUAUUCUAUACAAUUAAAUCGCAUAAUGGGAAUUUCUCUAUCUUCUCA